This is a messenger RNA of Arvicola amphibius (Eurasian water vole), 7097 nucleotides long. It is a transcript of the gene Ttpal, whose product is annotated as alpha tocopherol transfer protein like. Gene Ontology annotation, cellular component: membrane. The coding region runs from base 2383 to 3414 and encodes 343 amino acids. The record is from RefSeq and is a predicted model, not a curated record. The transcript has 4 exons. Gene Ontology annotation, molecular function: phosphatidylinositol bisphosphate binding. NCBI's taxonomy places the organism in Eukaryota, Metazoa, Chordata, Mammalia, Rodentia, Cricetidae.
UUCUACUUACUGUGCCUGGGGGGAAAAAAACCCAGACAUCGUUAAGUGUUUGAUAUUCAUUGAAUGCAUGUGUGUCACCCAGUCAGGACUCAGGGUGAGUCUGUGUGGGUUGGGAGAUUCUGGAGUAAGAACACACCAUUGAGAGGGACCAGAAUAUGCAUGGAAUGAGGACAUAUCUUUGGAAGCAAGUGAAAGAACCUGGUGUGACUAGAUGUUGAAAUUCAAGUGAUGGAGUGGGCGAUCCUAAGAUUUGGUGGGAGUGGCCUGCUUGGUCACUAGCUGCAGUGGACCGGAGGGAGUUCAGCCAGGUGCAGCCAGGACAUUACAGGUAUGUGCAAGGACUCUUGAGAUGGCCCCUGCUCUCCUUGUUGAGCAUAGGGUGGAAGAUCAGUGUCCACACAUGGACAAAGGCUUAGGCUCUGCAGCCAGGGAGUCCUGCUGCCAGCUGAUUCCAGGACAGCUCAGGCUGUCCUGUUUUCAUCCCGUAGUGUGUUAGCACAGGUUUUCCAGGAGCAAGCCCUAGGAUCAGCAGAUGGACGGGCACUGUGUGGAGUUUAUUGGAGUGCCUCCACAGAUCCAAGGAGAUGAGGAGGAGCCUUGGGUCCGUGAGGCAGGUUGGCCCCUGUGACAGAGGUGUAGGCAGGAGGAAUCCAGCUAGAUCAGUCUCUCUGGGUCAGUCACUGGCUGGGGGUAGGAACGGGGGCUGUUGUGGGUGUCUGUAGAAACCGUGGCUUUAAUAGGAUAGGGCCUCUGAAGGGACUGCAGCGGGGUCCUUCAGUUACAUUUCUAUGAUCUCCAUAGUAAGUUACAUUGUAAAACUCGGGCAAGCUAGACAUGGUUGCACAUACCUGCAAUCCCAGCACUCCAGGGGCUGAGGCAGGAGGCUAGCAAGUUCCAGACUGUCUUGAGCUACCUAGUGAGACUCUGUUUCUCAAAAACAAACAAACUCUCUUAAAUGUCCAGUUGUUCAGAUCUAUUUCUUUGAGGCACUUUUGGUAAGUUUCUUAUCUCCUACACAAAUGUGAUUGUUCUGUACUCUCUUGUGGCUUUUUCCUCCUGCAAAGGUCAGUUUGUGAGGCUCUGCAUCUGUCUGUGUGUGUGGGGGUCUUUCUUGAUCAAUCUCCACUUUAUUUUUUAUUUAUUUGAGGGGGGGACACACUCUCGUGCCACAGUGUGGAUGAGGAGAUCAGAGAACAGCGUGAGGGAGUCAGUUCUCUUCUACUCUGCGGGUUCUAGAAAUCAAACUCAGAUCGUCAGAUUUGCAUCACGUGCCUUUACUUGUCAAGCCAUCUCCCUGGCCCUCUGCCAGUCUACUCAGUGGUCCUCAACCCUCCUAACGCUGCGACCCUUUAAUACAAUUAAUCAUGUUGUGGUGACUCCAACCAUAAAAUUAUUUUCAUUGCUCCUUCAUAACUGUAACUUUGCUGCUGUUGUGAAUUGCAAUGGAAAUAUCUAAUAUGUGACCUUACAAGUUGAGAACCACUGGUCUAACUGAACCUGAAGCUCACUGACGACUGCCUGGCCAAUGAGCCCCAGGGAUGCUCCUGUCUCUGCCCCCUUCCCAGACUCGCAUCCCUGGAGACUGGGCAUCCAAACAGUACUUUGGGCUAUUUGCUGUCUGAACCCUCUCAACAGCCUAGUUUUGAAUUUCAGCAUUGACAAACUGCUUUUUGGAAAGACUCAGUUUAUAUUCUCACCAGUAUUUUAGAAAAUGUGUUUCUUAUUUUUGAACUGGGUCUGAAUCUCAAGGGUGUUUGCAUUUACAUUUAUGUAACAACAAGUCAAGCCCCUAUUUAGACCCUUCCAAGGAAGGCACAGUGUUUGGCUGUUGGAUUUGACUUGGGUAUGUGACUCAGAUCAAGACCUCCUUGCGACUCCCUGAGGUAAUUUGACAAAACUCCCUGUCACCCAUUUCCCGCUCUUGGGGAUCCAAAUAAGCAAUGUUUCACCUUAAAAAUUACAGACAUGGGCUGGAGAGAUGGCUCAUUAGUUCAGUUCCCAGCACCUACAUAGCAUCUGGUACCUGUCUGUAACUCCAAUUCCAGGGCUUCUGACACCCCCACACAGACAUACAUGCAGGCAAAACACCAAUGAACAUGAAAUAAAUAAAUUUUAAAAGAUCGACUUAAAAAUAAGGGUAGAUAAAUGAAUAAAUAGAAUACUAAUAGUAAACAAUUUUUUGAAACAUUACAUGUACGCACACAUGCGAGUUUGUGAGCGUAGGGGUCAAUAAUCUCCUUUCACCUUCCUGUGGGUUCUUGGAUCAUACUCCAGUCAUUGGGUUGUGUGACAAAAGUUACCUGUUGAGCCGUCAUGAAGGCCCAUGUUGCACUUUCUUACCCUCACAUGUGGCCUGUGUGUCAGCAGGAACCCCCAUAGCUAAUGUCAGAAGAAAGUGACUCUCUGCGAACCAGCCCCUCUGUGGCCUCACUCUCUGAAAAUGAGCUGCCACUGCCUCCACCUGAGCCUCCUGGCUAUGUGUGCUCACUGACAGAAGACUUGGUCACCAAAGCCAGAGAGGAGCUUCAGGAGAAGCCCGAGUGGAGACUCCGGGAUGUGCAGGCCCUUCGAGACAUGGUGCGGAAGGAGUACCCCUACCUGAGCACGUCGCUCGAUGAUGCUUUCCUGUUGCGCUUCCUGCGGGCCCGAAAGUUUGAUUAUGACCGGGCCCUGCAACUGCUGGUCAACUACCAUGGCUGCAGGCGGAACUGGCCAGAGGUCUUCAGCAACCUGAGACCUUCAGCUCUGAAAGAUGUUCUUAACUCUGGAUUCCUCACAGUGCUGCCCCACACGGACCCCAGGGGCUGCCACGUCCUCUGCAUCCGACCAGACAGAUGGAUACCAAGCAACUACCCAAUCACGGAGAACAUCCGAGCCAUAUACUUGACAUUAGAGAAACUCAUUCAGUCUGAAGAGACCCAGGUGAACGGAAUUGUAAUUCUCGCAGACUACAAAGGUGUCAGCUUAUCAAAAGCAUCUCAUUUUGGCCCUUUUAUAGCCAAAAAGGUGAUUGGCAUCCUUCAGGAUGGCUUCCCCAUUCGGAUAAAAGCAGUCCACAUAGUGAACGAACCUCGGAUAUUUAAAGGCAUUUUUGCCAUCAUAAAACCAUUUCUGAAGGAGAAAAUUGCAAACAGGUUCUUUCUCCAUGGGUCUGACCUGAACUCUCUCCAUACAAGCCUUCCAAGGAAUAUCCUCCCCAGGGAGUAUGGGGGCACAGCUGGAGAGCUGGACAUUGCCCCCUGGAAUGCGGUGCUGCUGGCAUCAGAGGAUGAUUUUGUAAAAGAGUUCUGCCAGCCUGUGCCUGCCUGUGAGAGUCUCCCGGGCCAGCCACUGCUACCUGAAGGACUGAUCUCAGAUGCACAGUGUGAUGAUUCCAUGCGAGCCGUCAAGUCCCAGCUCUACUCCUGCUAUUAGCUCUCUUCUGGGAGAGUCACCGUGUAGAAUUUCUCCAUUCCUUAGAAAGGCACAAGGCUCAAGAUGCCGAGGCCUCAGUCUUGCUCCAUCAUUAUGCAGCGACGGAGCUGCCUAUAAUGAUUAAAGGGUGAGCCCACCACAGGGAGACCAUUGGCUAUCUGCAUUAUUCCAGGGAAGACAUGGAAAUUGCCCUGGUGAUUCCCAAAUGUUGCAACUCCUAGUCUAUAUAAGCUGUCUGUAUCUGUUUCUUACACAUCUUGGAAGCAACCAGGGUCAAAGUCACUCUGAAGUAACUAGGAGAAGACAAGUGGAUUAAUCACGACUCUGAAACAAUUUGGUCACAACUCUGAAGCAGUUUGCCAAUCCUGAAAGAUGGCCACACAUGAAACUGUUAAGAGUCUCUUUCCCCAAUAACCCUAGGUGUUGACCUCUGUUGCUCAUCAGCAAGAUUCAAGGUUCAUUCAGGCCCUAGCUGUCAUUGCUGGACCUAGAAAGCAUUGUAAACUGAGCAGUACAAAUACCAGGACCCAGGCAGUAGUUACAGAUCAAAUUUGGAAGCCAGGUGCUUCAGAGCAUCCCUGGGAUUCCAGGGUUAAAUCUUGCAAUAGAAACUUUUCCCAAACCCAUAAAGUUCUGAUUCUCCAUGGGAUCAUACUGGUCAACAUAAAAUACUCGAUUUCCAGACUAUGUGAGUAACGCAUUUGGACCAGGAGUCAGGUGUGUGGCUGGACAAGACAUGGACCUCAGCUUUGUCAUUUCUAAAGUAAGCUACAUGGGAUGGUUCUUUGAGGCUGCUGAAAUUGUUAGGUUUUCUGCUUGCAAAGAUGACCACCUAGAGGUAGUUGGGUCUUGGUUUUUUGUGGCAUGUACACAAGCCUUAUGUAAAGGAGUAUCACCAUUUGGCUGUGCCUUUGGUGGUAACCAACUGCCUUUGUAGGAUGAUGGGUGACCUUGAAAGGGAUGGCUUUUGCCAGGCUGACCAAAUCUUGUACAGACCCUUCCACCCUGGAGACACUAGCAGUGUAUCAGAAACAGUCACAGUAAUGGCCAGCUUUGGGCUUCUUCUAUUUUUGUCUCUGGAAACACACUGGGCCAGGUUGUUGCUGGUUUACCUGGGGCCCAGAAGACUGUCUAGUGUGGAUGAACCAGUUGGCUAGAAUGUUAGUUUUGCAUUUAGGCACUUUAGACACCUGUCAAAAUUUUAGCCUUAACCCAAGCUUUGAGGGAAUGAAUUAUCUCCUGGUUUUUGACCUGUUUCCUUUGGUAUUCAUUGGGUAUUAUGAUGUUAAAUAGCAUCAACUAUUGUUGGUCGUGUAUUUACUAGAGUAAGCAGGCAUUCGAUACAGCUUACGGAUGUGGCUUUGAGACUCAAAAAAAGGUCGGUCAAUUGUUACUAAGCUUCCUAAAACAUCUGCAGAAGUUCUUAAUUGAAAUUUACCACAAUAAUGCCAAUUCUGGGGAACAUUCUUUUCACCAUAGAUGCUAAUCCUUGAUCUUUUAGAUCCUGGCUGAGCUUAAGUGCCAAAACACACCCAUCUUGACUGCCCAGAGACCAUUUACUACUAAGUUUCUGCUAUCUGGUUUAGCAGCUCCUGGCAGGUUUUCUGCCUACAGGGAUGACCACUCACACACCUGGAAAAACCCAUGAUGGCUCUGAACCCACCAACCUGGGCAAGAGACUAUAUUAACAGCUUUCUUAGAUCCUAAAGAGGAAGAGAGCACAAGAAAGAAAAUAGACAAAGGGAGCCAGGCGUUGGUGGCGCACACCUUUAAUCCUAGCACUCGAGAGGCAGAGACAGGACAGAGUUCGAGGCCAACCUGGUCUACAGAGCUAGUUCCAGGACAGGCUCUAAAGCUACAGAGAAACCCUGUCUUGAAAACACACACAAACCACCAAAGGGAAAGAUGAAUUUCUCCCCUGGUUUAAAGGUUUAAAUCCUGUCACCUGACUAGCUAGUUCUUUGUUUAACAAAGGGCAGCCAGGCUCACUGGGAAAAAUCUCAGAGCAAAAAGCACCCAGUUUUCUAGGCCUUUCUGAUUAGGCCAAAAGGGAGCCAUUCCAUCAAGCCUGAGAGCUGGGGGUCUGCUGUCCCCCCAGCUGUUCUGCUGCCUGCUGACUCUAAAGAUCAGUCUUGGCACCUCUGGUUUGAAGCCUCCGUGAGGCCAGGACUUCCUGGUGUAAAAGAAAGCAGCUCGUGUGCUGAGCAAGGAGUGCAGCAAAGCUUCAGUUGAGGUGAACACUGGUAGAGGCAUCAAGUGAGCAAGACUUCAGAGGUAAAGUAUCUGACUUAAAGUUCUAGACAUUUUACAGAUAGCUAAAAAUGAAUUUUCCUAAAUUCAAGGUUAUAUGGUGUUGGGAGGGAAAAGCGGUAGUGAAAUAGAAGUGGGUCCCAUCUUCCUACUUGGUCUUGAAUGUUCCCUUGGCACCCUUGAUCACUGGACAAAGAGGCUUGUACACUGAACUCUGAAUCCUGUUCCUAAUUGGUUCUCUGGCCAUAAGGGCACUCUUCUCUGCUUUUUAAAAACAAGGUCAUUUAAGAAUGUAGGUCAAGUAAAUUGGUGCUGCAAUAUGCUAGUGUAGGGAUAUGGGAGUUUCCUUCUCUUGCCCAAGUCCACUACAGACUUCCACUAAAUUCUGAUCCCUGAAACCUAUUGUUCCUUCAUGGAGGGAUACAGAUAAAAAUCUACAGCAACAGCCAGAAGUGCUGGCUUCACACCUUGGCUUUCUCUGGGCACAGGCCGGUUAAACCACUCUCAUCUCAUCCUAGGUUUGUAAGCACCUCAGGUUACAAGGUUUCUUCAGAAAUGGCGGGCAUUCCCUCUGAAUAUCUGGGACAGCCUUGAUCCGGCAGGCAGUUUGGUGGAUGUCAUUUCAUCCUCAUCAUUCAUGGACCUUGCUUUUUCAUCCAGGCAGCAAUGGCUACAAUGCUGUUGUACCAACGCUACAAUACCUCAUCUUGAAGUCAUGCACUUCAGGUUCUCCUGUGGAAUCUCCUUUAGGAAGGAAAACAUUCACUCGAUGUAUGUGUAGCUAUCCUAUGGUCAUGUCAGGCUGGAACACAAAUGGGUUGCUCAGGACAGCCAGCUGUCUUGCUAAGGCGCUCAGUAUUGCCAUCUGUUCACUCUAUAAAUCUCAAGCAAAUUUCUUUCUGCUCUCCCAACUCAGAAAUGCUCAGCUUCAAACACAAGAAGUGCCACCAAAUACUCCGUGGGAGCUAGCUCCACAGGAAGGCUCAGUGUGACGUGCAGUUGGAGACGAUUACCUGGGGUCCUGUGUGUGUGUUUUCAAUCUCACUGGAGGCUUUUUCCAUCAGGCAGUUAAGUGGUGGCUGCUUUGGAGUCUCCUGGAUGUGCCUCGGCUUCUUGGCAUAGCACACAGGAACCCAAUAGGUAAAUACUUGAAACUUCCCAGCGGCCAAGACCUCACAUACCCUUCUGACCGGUGGGAAUGGGGCCGUUUUCCUGGGCAGUCUAGGCUACUACUUUAGCCCAUGGUCACGUUCCUUAUUUCAAACUGAAAUUCAGUUUGACUUUGAGUUUAGGCACAUGUGUUGGAUUCAUCUACUUCAGUGUUUGUUUUGAACAAAAGUUUAUUUUUCUAGUGCAUUUUUCUAAGUGGUGAAAAUAUGUAAUUUUAGUAUGCAUGACUGGUCCUCCAACAAUAAAAAUCUCUGUAAGGCUAA